This is a messenger RNA of Dendronephthya gigantea, 867 nucleotides long. Its product is annotated as S-phase kinase-associated protein 1. Gene Ontology annotation, cellular component: nucleus; cytoplasm. The record is from RefSeq and is a predicted model, not a curated record. The transcript is spliced from 6 exons. Bases 58 to 546 code for a protein of 162 amino acids. Lineage: Eukaryota; Metazoa; Cnidaria; Anthozoa; Malacalcyonacea; Nephtheidae. Gene Ontology annotation, biological process: SCF-dependent proteasomal ubiquitin-dependent protein catabolic process. Gene Ontology annotation, molecular function: cullin family protein binding.
AACAAGAAACUGAAGAAAGGUUGAAAUAUUUUAUAGCAACUAAUUACGUACAAUACAAUGCCGAACAUCAAAUUACGAAGUUCUGAUGGUGAGAUAUUUGAUGUUGAUGUGGAGAUAGCCAAAGCAUCAGUCACAAUAAAAACUAUGUUAGAUGACUUAGGAAUGGACGAAGAUGACGAAGAUCCGGUACCUUUACCAAACGUGAAUGCAGCAAUUCUUAAGAAGGUUAUUCAAUGGGCAACACAUCAUAAAGAUGAUCCACCUCCUCCUGAGGAUGAUGAGAACAAGGAGAAGAGAACAGAUGAUAUUGAACCGUGGGAUAUGGAGUUCCUCAAAGUUGACCAAGGAACGCUUUUUGAGCUAAUACUGGCUGCAAAUUAUUUAGAUAUUAAAGGCUUGCUUGAUGUUACAUGCAAAACAGUUGCAAAUAUGAUCAAAGGUAAAACACCAGAGGAAAUAAGAAAAACAUUUAAUAUAAAGAAUGAUUUCACACCAGAAGAGGAGGAACAAGUUCGUAAAGAGAAUGAGUGGUGUGAAGAGAAAUAAAGUAGGACAAUGAAACGUUUUGUCAUUUCAUUUUGUCUAAAGAAAAUAGUUCUUUAAUAAUGUUGUUAAUAUAUAUGUUAACUAGCCUUUGUUUUUACAUAGAGAAUUGUUUCAUAUGAUUAUUAUUGACAAGCUUUUUGUUUCUUGUACAUUUUCAUUGAGGUAUCAAAGAUACAGAAUGCUCAAUGUUUCAAAAAGCAAUUAAUAAUUAUUUGAAUUUCUAUGCGUGGGAGUCUCUUUUGAGUUUAGACCUUGUGUAUUAUAUUAUUCUACUAAUUCUAGCAUUUGAAUAAUGUGAAAUUAAAAUGAAUCUUUGAGAGA